CUGUCUGGUAGCAUAUAGACCGCUUGAUCUAAUCAUUGUUCGGGAUUCCAAGUGAGAAGGGAAGGGAUACUGCUCGAUUAUGACUAUUCUUUCCUAAACUUUUAAUUUAUACAAUUUUGCUAAAUAUAUUUUUUAAUGCGAUCGAAAGAGUAGACCGACUAAGUGGAUUGUUACUUUUAUGGGAUGCAGGGCUGUUUAACUUUAUUGUGAUAUUUAUGCUCUCUUUCCCGAGUAGAUAACUGGCAAGUUCCGUUUUUUUUGGAGUUUUGGUCAAUGUCGAGUCGUUCAUUUGAAGACUUUAUAAAUGCAGCACCUACCGUAAAGGGGAUGUGUCCGUACGGCGGAUCCUGGGAUGAGUGGCGAACUAUGGCCAAGCAGAGCCGGACAAUGCAUGUGCGAUUUACGGACUGAUCUCGCACGCAGUUACUGCUCGAUUUACUUAAACCCUAUUGGAAUAAAUUAGACUUGGUCCUUUCAUUGUGCACAGAUCAGUCAGCUGGAGAUCGGUCCCGAGGCGCGGCGACAUGGACGGGAUCGGGAGCAGCAUACAGAAGAAGGUUACCGAACUGGAGCGCAUGGCUGAAGUUCUCAUUACUGGGGAACAAUUGAGGCUCCGCCUCCACGAAGGAAAGGUCAUCAAAGACCGGAGGCAUCACCUCAGGACCUAUCCCAACUGUUUCGUGGCCAAGGAGCUGAUCGAUUGGCUAAUAGAUCACAAGGAAGCCUCGGACCGUGAGACGGCCAUCAAGAUCAUGCAGAAGCUCCUGGACCAAAGCAUCGUCCAUCACGUUUGCGAUGAGCACAGAGAAUUCAAGGACACGAAGCUCUUCUACCGUUUCCGGAAAGACGACGGGACCUUCCCCCUGGAUAACGAUGCGAAGGUUUUCCUGCGGGGACAAAGGCUAUAUGAAAAGCUGAUGGGCAUGGAGCACAGCCCGCUGCAGAGCCGCGACGAGGACGGGGCCACCUUCGAACGCUCGCUGGCAGGCUCCGACUUCGUAGACUGGCUGCUGCAGGAGGGCGAAGCGGCCACCAGGGUGGAGGCAGAGCAACUGGGCCACAGGCUGCUGGAGCACGGGAUCAUCCAGCAUGUGACCAGUAAGCAUCACUUCAUGGACGGGGGGCCUCUAUACCAGUUCAGGAUGAACUACCGCCGCAGACGCCGCCUGAUGGAGCUCCUGAACGAGCGGUGUCGCGCCAUCGCGGAGAGCCAGGACAGCCCCUUCUGCCUCCGCAAGCAGAACUCCGACGGGGGGAACACCAGCUUCCUCUCGGUCAGCCCCUCCAAGGAGAUCAGGGUGGUGUCGGCGGUGCGGAGGAGCAGCCUGAGCAGCAGCUGUGGGAGUAGCGGGUACUACAGCAGCAGCCCCACCCUCAGCAGCAGCCCCCCCGUGCUGUGCAAUCCCAAGUCAGUGCUGAAGAGGAGAGUCAGCCCCGAGGAGCUGCAGACCCCCGGGGGCCCCUACAUAAAGAAGACAUUCACGAUCGUUGGUGACGCCGUCGGCUGGGGCUUUGUGGUCCGGGGCAGCAAGCCCUGCCACAUUCAGGCGGUAGACCCCAGCGGCCCAGCGGCAGCGGCAGGAAUGAAGGUCUGUCAGUUUGUCGUGUCAGUCAACGGGCUGAAUGUUCUCUCCCUGGACUAUCGGACAGUCAGCAACCUGAUCCUGACCGGACCGCGCACCAUCGUCAUGGAGGUCAUGGAAGAUACGGAAUACUGAGCCGACCAUCCAGGCUCCACUGUCUCUGCCCCCCCCCCCCCCCCCGAGGGCAGGACUGAGGGACGCGUCCACAGACCCCUACGGUCAACAUCAGCUCACACCCCAUCUUAGGUUUCACCACUGGAGGCCCCAUCUCCCCCGAAUUCAGGGCGGUCAUCAGACCGGCGCCCCCCUGUGGGGGACGUAUGCAUAGCAGACAGAGCGUCGUUCUGCCGUGGCAUGUGUAUGCAGUGAUUGUGUAAAGUCAUGUGAUCUGCCUGUGAAACAGGGAACAUGGCGAAAAAAACUGUUGUUGCUAAGGAACUAACUGAAAACCCAGAACUAAUUAUAAGGUAUACAAUGUAUAGUGCUAUUUAACGUUUUAGGGACAUCUCUGUCAACACCUCUGCUGACACCUCUGUCAAAGUAGAGUAAGAAGAAGCCCAUAAUAUUAUUGGAUGUCAGAAGGGAAUAAUGCAAAGCCAAUAACGAUUGCACAGAAAUGUGUGUCGCAGAGAUUAAGAUUAAGAUUAACUUUAUUGAUCCCCUGGGGGAAAUUCUGGUUCAUGCAGCAGUAAAUCUAUUGCAAACAUGCAUAUAGUAUCAAACAGACAGGGUACAGAGAUGGUGCACAUAGUGCAAACAAUGUAAAGAGAGAUGUUUCCGGAAAGGUGUGGUGGUCGUCACUGUGCCGUUUCCGUCCGGUCUGUUCUGAAACAGGCACGCCGGUAUGAUGGAGUCCGACACGCCGCAGACAGGCCUUUCAGAUGCAGCCUGAAACGAGGCCCAGCGAGGCCCCAUGCUGAAGAUCCUAUCUCAGCAUGGAAUUAUAACCAUGUGAUAGGACCAGUUCGGAAGCAAGGCUGUGAAAAGCCCAUUGUCUUUUCUGAGGGACCGAAGAGGGUGCAGUGAGACGUAGGGGGGCAGUCUGAUGUGAAGGUGCCACUGUCAAUUGUCAUGGACCCCCCCAGGCCUCGUGUAAUGUUAGCUGUCAAGGCAGGAAGAUGACUGGCAGUGUGGCAAUUCCUGCAGCCUGCGAUGCGAAUCUGCAAACGCGGCGAGGCUAAAUGCGACUGGCUAACUCGGAGAGGGAUUUUAACCUUUGCAAGUAACACAACGAAAUUCGCUAGAUGGUUAUAGCGCCCCCUCCUGUUCACACCAGAACCAUCUUCUCGCUUACAUUUUAGAGCGCAGCUUUUUGCUGAAAUUUGGUAGAGCAGGUAGUGCGUUAAUACGUUCUUAUGUUUCACGUUGGCAAUAGUUAUGGAAAUUUACAGGGCGAAAUGUUAAAGGCGAAUCAGUCAUGCAGCGUGAUUAAUGUUGAUUGUAUGUAUUUUGUUGGAAAAAAAGCUAGAAAUGUACUUAGUUCGAGCAUGGAUGCAUAUUAUACAUUCAAAUAUUACUAAAUAUGAAGCGUAAGAGUGAUAUUUGUAUAUAUUAAUGCUUAUGUGGAUGUACUGUGUAAACCUUGCUGACACUAAGCACUUAUAAAUUUAUCAAUCAGCGAUGAUUUUCAAAAUCACUCCUGAGUUUUUUUCCUCCGCGCACAAUACUGUACUGUAACUGUACUGUAACUAAUGAUGCACCGACUUCUUAGUCUGGCCUUGACCAAAAAAUAGGGAAGGUCUUUACACUAUGAUUAAAGUUGCAAAUGUUCGUUUUAGGUAUGCACGCCUCAUUUAAGCAGUCAUUUAAUAAAUAUUUACUUUGCCAAAAAAAGACUAAAGCUUUGCUACACUGAUAGUUAUCGUAGCAGUAGCAGUAGUAAAGAUGAGAGCUAAUGCUUUUAACCCUGAGUUUCAUGUCCAACAUCACUGCAGAACAUCAUAGUAGUAAUUAGUAAUAUCAUUAGUAAUACCAUCGUUAACUGUAGUAAUACCAUCAGUAGUAGUUGGUAGUACUGGAGGUACUGAAGAUGUAUUCAAAUAGUCUUUUUUUUUAGAUUUACGUAACAAUUCAAAAUGGGUUAGGGUGACGUUUUGCUUGACAUAUCAGUUUUUAUACCUGGUCUCUGUCUUUUUUUACACGGCUGCUGAAUACAAAAUAAUGAAAAUGUCUGGUUGGAUAGAAGGUGGCACGCAGGUCCAUCCUUUCACAAUAAACUGCUCUAAAUGUGGUGUAAGAGUACUGCCCGUCUUGGCAUUGUUCUGGGUACCUUACUGGUUCCAGUAAUAAUUAAAAGGGAAUUGCAGGUGUCCCAUUAAUGCCUACUAUCCAUCAUAUCGUGAUCAUAUCAAAUAUUCACAGUUUAGGUGAAACAAGUGACAAAGCAGCACGGAUGACAAUCUGACGCCCUUUAGUCUUCAGUAAUAUUUGUACACGGGUUAAAAUCCUUUGAAUGAUCGCAACAGGUUUCCUUCACGUGAGUAUCAAUGCAUACAUUUGUAUAACUAAACAAUAUAAAUGUUUUUCCUGAUAUGUCUACAUUUAAUCUGAUAUUGUACUUUACUGAUCUUUCUGGGGUGCAGUAUAUUACAAUGUUUGGAUCUCACUGAUUUGUGAUAAUGAAAGAAAUAUAUUCCACGUCUUGAAUUUCAUGUUACAUGUGUUUUUUGAUUUCCAUUCAAAAUCCCAUUUUAAAUCGCAAAUUUCAACCCCUUUUUCUCGUCUCUGGUAGCGGUCUGGUUGUUGUGUGUAACAUUUUGUUAGCUGACGAAAUGUUUCUUUUUAAUGUUUUGUCACUGGAUUUGGAUUUUGUACUUUUUAAAAAUCUUGAGUGAAUUUCAGUGAGGCAUUUGUUAAAAACAACGGCCUUGAGGAAAAUUUCAAAAUUUCAAAUCAUCCUCUUUACAACGAGUCAGACUUUGCAUACAAUUUAAAGCUCCUGUUAGACAAUCAGUAUUUAGAGGUAUCACAGUUCGGUAUUCUGACGACAAGAUGACUACUAGAUAUCUGUCGUGAAUCUUUCAUGAGCCCACGGAAGGCAUGUAGCACUUACCUUGUUAAAACACUUGUGUACAGGAAUACAAUUUGUAUUAUUGAAGGACAAAUGUGUAAGGCUUCUUUAAGUUUCUUACAACGUGUUGACAAUGCAGACAUGUUAAGGUGCAGCUGUACUGUAUUCAGCUAUGAAGUCAUUCAUGCUUAGAGUUCAUUGUUAGGUGUUAGAUGUGGUUAUGAUUCAUAACUGCUCAUUAUUACUCUUGCAAAUAAACUCAGCAUUUAAAUUUC
Messenger RNA from Paramormyrops kingsleyae, 4868 nucleotides. It is a transcript of the gene deptor, whose product is annotated as DEP domain containing MTOR-interacting protein. Gene Ontology annotation, molecular function: GTPase activator activity; protein binding; guanyl-nucleotide exchange factor activity. The record is from RefSeq and is a predicted model, not a curated record. NCBI's taxonomy places the organism in Eukaryota, Metazoa, Chordata, Actinopteri, Osteoglossiformes, Mormyridae. Gene Ontology annotation, biological process: G protein-coupled receptor signaling pathway; positive regulation of GTPase activity; negative regulation of TOR signaling. Gene Ontology annotation, cellular component: plasma membrane.